Cavia porcellus (domestic guinea pig) is the source of this 3510-nucleotide messenger RNA. RefSeq names its product somatostatin receptor 3 (gene Sstr3). NCBI's taxonomy places the organism in Eukaryota, Metazoa, Chordata, Mammalia, Rodentia, Caviidae. Bases 182 to 1480 code for a protein of 432 amino acids. The record is from RefSeq and is a predicted model, not a curated record. The transcript is spliced from 2 exons. Gene Ontology annotation, biological process: neuropeptide signaling pathway. Gene Ontology annotation, cellular component: plasma membrane; neuron projection. Gene Ontology annotation, molecular function: neuropeptide binding; somatostatin receptor activity.
GUCCUCGGAGGAAUCCGCCCCCAGCUUUCAGGCAAGCUGUGCCAAAGAUAAACCAGACAGAGAGGAAAAGUCCCUCCUUCCCAAAGAUGAACCAGAUCACGUACAGGAUUCCAGCUGCUUCCAGAAAAGCCGGCUCCUCAAUUGCAGGCCGUAGUUGACUGCUGACCUGCUGCCCUGGGCCAUGGACACUCCUGGCUAUGCUUCACCGGUGCCCACGACCGUGGACCCUGGGAAUGCCUCCUCGGCCUGGCCGCUGGACACCACCCUUGGAAACAGCUCUGUGGCCCCGGGCCCGGCAGGGCUGGCCAUCAGCGGUAUCCUGAUCCCUCUUGUCUACCUGGUGGUGUGCGUGGUGGGGCUUCUGGGGAACUCACUGGUCAUCUACGUGGUCCUGCGGCACACAGCCAGCCCGUCGGUCACCAGCGUGUACAUCCUCAACCUUGCUCUGGCGGAUGAGCUCUUCAUGCUGGGGCUGCCCUUCCUGGCCGCCCAGAAUGCUCUGUCCUACUGGCCCUUCGGCUCCCUCAUGUGUCGCCUGGUGAUGGCUGUGGACGGCAUCAACCAGUUCACCAGCAUCUUCUGCCUCACGGUCAUGAGCGUGGACCGCUACCUGGCCGUGGUGCACCCCACGCGCUCGGCCCGCUGGCGCACAGCCCCGGUGGCCCGCAUGGUCAGCGCGGCUGUCUGGGUGGCCUCGGCCGUGGUGGUGCUGCCUGUGGUGGUCUUCUCGGGUGUGCCCCGGGGCAUGAGCACUUGCCACAUGCAGUGGCCUGAGCCGGCAGCCGCCUGGCGAGCCGCUUUCAUCAUCUACACGGCUGCGCUGGGCUUCUUUGGGCCGCUGCUGGUCAUCUGCCUCUGCUACCUGCUCAUCGUGGUGAAGGUGCGCUCGGCAGGGCGUCGGGUGUGGGCGCCCUCGUGCCAGUGGGUGCAGGCGCCCUCGGGCCAGCGGCGCCGGCGCUCCGAGCGCAGGGUCACACGCAUGGUGGUGGCGGUGGUGGCACUGUUUGUCCUCUGCUGGAUGCCCUUCUACGUGCUCAACAUUGUCAAUGUGGUGUGCCCGCUGCCUGAGGAGCCCGCCUUCUUUGGCCUCUACUUCCUGGUGGUGGCACUGCCCUAUGCCAACAGCUGUGCCAACCCUAUACUCUAUGGCUUCCUCUCCUACCGCUUCAAGCAGGGAUUCCGCAGGGUCCUGCUGCGGCCGUCCCGCCGGGUGCGCAGCCAGGAGCCCCCCACCGGCCCGCUGGAGAAGACAGAGGAGGAGGAUGAGGACGAGGAGGGAGAGGAGGGUGGGGAGGAGCAGGAGAGGAAAGAGAGGAAAUGGAAGGAGCUCAAUGGCGGCGUGGUCAGCAAGAUCGCGCAGCCGGGCACCAGUGGGCAGGAGCGCUCGCCCAGUGCCACGGCAGGCAAAGGUGGGCAGCCCCUCCCCCAGGAGUCCUCUGCCGGGCCGAAGUCCGGCCCUCUCCACGUGCAGGGCCGAUAGGCAGCAGGGAAAGAGCUGGUGCCCCCAGAGGGCAGAGGCUAUAGACCUGGCCACACAGGAUGCUCAGAGCCUGGACUCUGAUCUUGUGAUGACCAGGACUGCUGUGGAACCUUGGCAGGUUACUCACUGUCUCUGGGCCUUGUUUUCUUCUCUGUGACUCAGGGAUGGGGGAAAUCAGCCUGUAUGGGGCUCUGUGAGAGGAGAGCCCUGCAGUGCUGGGCUGUCAGGCUGAACUUCUGGAGCAGUGCCCAGGUCAGGAGCCUGGCGCUCCUCGGGACACGGGGGAGAUUCAGGCCCAGCUCAGCCCUCUGGGGCCGCCUCAGGUCCGGGCUGGCUCAACUCCUGCACACCUCCUCCUCUGCUGCCCUGCCCACUCUGGUGCCCGCCGGGCGUCGGGGGCUCCUCCAGCCAUGCUGGAAAUCCUACAAGGGGAAAAGCGGCUGAUUUUCCAGGCAGCGAAUUGUCUUGCUUCAGUGUCUCUUCUGCUCGGGUCCUUUGGAGGCCUUGUGCUCAUUUUGUUUGUUGAGACAGGCUCUCGCCCUGUAAUUCAGGCUGGCCUUAACCUCACUAUGCAGCUCAGGCUGGCCUUGAACUCAUGCCAAUCCUCCUGCCUCAGCCUCCCUCCCUAGUGCUGAGAUUACAGGUGUGCACCACCAUGCCUGGCGUUCCACACUCAUUUUGUACUCAUGAUUUUGUACUCUUUUUCUUAGAGAGGGCCCCAAAUUGCAUAAACCUAGUUGGGCCUCCAUUGAGCUCAGCCACCUGAUCCCCAAGGCAACUAGACUCCCCAGGACUCUCUGUCCCAGGGGGCUUCUUAGGAGGGACCAGCCCUGUCCCUCUCCUGCAACCUGCUUCGUCCUCACUCUGAGACCAAGGCUGAGAUUGGCAGUGUCUGAAGAGCAGAAUGAGGGGACAAAGGAAGAGGAAGGGGAAGAGGCAGGAGGAAGAGGAAGCAGAAGGAAGGGGCAGAGAAGAGGACAGGUGAUUCUGAUGACCUUGGAGUUGACCUUGGUCCUACUGGGCUGAGCUCAAUAGCUGUAUCCAUGGACCCGGGUUGACUGAUCUCCUGUCCAACUUUUCUCUAGGAAAGGAUGUGACAGGUCAGCAAAUGUCCCCAAAUGUACACGGCCAGCCCCUUUUGUGCUGUUAAGGCCAGUGUGGCCUUGACAGAGGUCCAGGGAGUGGACAUUGGGAAGAUGAGCCCCUCACGUGUUGUGAGGGUAGGUCCCUCCAUCACCCCAGUGUCUAUACUCUCAUAAGCACUGUCCAAGGGGGCCUGGCCUGCCUGCCGAGAUGACCCCUUAGAGCCACAAGGAGAUGGCCCUGGGGCAGUUGGUACUUCUGGCCAAGCCCCCUACUCCCACCUCCCCGAGGGCAGGGGGCCCUCAGGGAAAGCACCUGAACCAGAAUUUUGGAGACCUGAGUCUUCAAGUCACCUCAGGACCUUGACCAGCUCUGACCUCUCUGGACCUCCAUUUCUCCAUCAUAGAAUGGAGGUGGAUGCUUCAGCCUGCCUGCCUCCUGGAAUUUGGGGACAGGAGCUGUUGUUCUAGGGAAACAGCCAGUCACUGAAAGGGGUGGGCUGGGCUAGGGCAGAUGACAGGGUGGAGGUGCGCUCCCCAUGCCCAGCCUUGGCCCACACCCCUCUCCUAUGUCAGGUGGUCUUUCUGGGUCCAGCUUUCAAAAGUGCGCCCACUACAGGCCUUGAGAGAUGGCAGUAGAGGAGGCCUAGGGCCAGGAGGCACGGCUCGGGGCUAGAGCAGACCUCCUGAAAGGGAAGGAAAGACUCAAACCCACACUGAUGUGGAGGCUGCAGGCCUGAGGCCCAGCCCUGGGCAGAGUGUAGAGCUCCCCUGGAAAGGACCAGAGCGUCGGAGGGAGAAGUUGCCCCUGGCACUCCAGCCACCCCUGCCUUCUUGACUCCUGGGCAGAGAGCAGUGUCUUGCAAGGGAAGCAGGAGGCUGGUCAGGAAAUCCUUUGCUGCUUCUGCCCCUAACUCUUGUCAAUAAAGAUGGUGACAUGUGACAACA